AUGAUCAUUAAAUUCAAUCAAGGCGGCUUCAAGCCCAGUCCCAUCAUCAGUUCAUUCAUUUACGGCGGCGUCCAGCCCAGUGCCAUCAUCAGUUCAUUCAAUCAAGGCGGCGUCGAGCCCAGUGCCAUCAUCAGUUCAUUCAAUCAAGGCGGUGUCAAGCCCAGUGCCAUCAUCAGUUCAUUCAAUCAAAGCGACUUCAAGCCCAGUACCAUCAUCAGUUCAUUCAAUCAAGGCGGCUUCAAGCCCAGGACCAUCAUCAGUUCAUUCAAUCAAAGCGACUUCAAGCCAAGUGCUAUCAUCAGUUCAUUCAAUCAAGGCGGCUUCAAGCCCAGUACCAUCAUCAGUUCAUUCAAUCAAGGCGGCGUCAAGCCCAGUGCCAUCAUCAGUUCAUUCAAUCAAGGCGGCUUCAAGCCCAAUGCCAUCAUCAGUUCAUUCAUUUACGGCGGCGUCGAGCCCAGUGACAUCAUCAGUUCAUUCAAUCAAGGCGGUGUCAAGCCCAGUGCCAUCAUCAGUUCAUUCAUAUACAGCGGCGUCAAGCCCAGUGCCAUCAUCAGUUCAUUCAAUCAAGGCGGCUUCAAGCCCAGUACCAUCAUCAGUUCAUUCAAUCAAGGUGGGUUCAAGCCAAGUGCCAUCAUCAGUUCAUUCAAUCAAGGCGGCGUCAAGCCCAGUGCCAUCAUCAGUUCAUUCAUUUACGGCGGCGUCGAGCCCAGUGCCAUCAUCAGUUCAUUCAUUUACGGCGGCGUCGAGCCCAGUUCCAUCAUCAGUUCAUUCAUUUACGGCAGCGUCGAGCCCAGUUCCAUCAUCAGUUCAUUCAAUCAAGGCGGCGUCAAGCCCAGUGCCAUCAUCAGUUCAUUCAAUCAAGGCGGCUUCAAGCCCAGUGCCAUCAUCAGUUCAUUCAAUCAAGGCGGCGUCAAGCCCAGUGCCAUCAUCAGUUCAUUCAUUUACAGCGGCAUCAAGCCCAGUGCCAUCAUCAGUUCAUUCAAUCAAGGCGGCUUCAAGCCCAGUACCAUCAUCAGUUCAUUCAAUCAAAGCGACUUCAAGCCAAGUGCAAUCAUCAGUUCAUUCAAUCCAGGCGGCUUCAAGCCCAGUAACAUCAUCAGUUCAUUCAAUCAAGGCGGCGUCAAGCCCAGUGCCAUCAUCAGUUCAUUCAAUCAAGGCGGCUUCAAGCCCAAUGCCAUCAUCAGUUCAUUCAUUUACGGCGGCGUCGAGCCCAGUGCCAUCAUCAGUUCAUUCAAUCAAGGCGGUGUCAAGCCCAGUGCCAUCAUCAGUUCAUUCAAUCAAGGCGGCUUCAAGCCCAGGACCAUCAUCAGUUCAUUCAAUCAAAGCGACUUCAAGCCAAGUGCAAUCAUCAGUUCAUUCAAUCCAGGCGGCUUCAAGCCCAGUAACAUCAUCAGUUCAUUCAAUCAAGGCGGCGUCAAGCCCAGUGCCAUCAUCAGUUCAUUCAAUCAAGGCGGCUUCAAGCCCAAUGCCAUCAUCAGUUCAUUCAUUUACGGCGGCGUCGAGCCCAGUGCCAUCAUCAGUUCAUUCAAUCAAGGCGGUGUCAAGCCCAGUUCCAUCAUCAGUUCAUUCAAUCAAGGCGGCUUCAAGCCCAGGACCAUCAUCAGUUCAUUCAAUCAAAGCGACUUCAAGCCAAGUGCCAUCAUCAGUUCAUUCAAUCAAGGCGGCUUCAAGCCCAGUACCAUCAUCAGUUCAUUCAAUCAAGGCGGCGUCAAGCCCAGUGCCAUCAUCAGUUCAUUCAAUCAAGGCGGCGUCAAGCCCAGUGCCAUCAACAGUUCAUUCAUUUACGGCGGCGUAAAGCCCAGUGCCAUCAUCAGCUCAUUCAUUUACUGCGGCGUCGAGCCCAGUACCAUCAUCAGUUCAUUCAAUCAAGGCGGCUUCAAGCCCAAUGCCAUCAUCAGUUCAUUCAUUUACGGCGGCGUCGAGCCCAGUGCCAUCAUCAGUUCAUUCAAUCAAGGCGGUGUCAAGCCCAGUGCCGCACUACCGAAAAAUUGUUAG
Oikopleura dioica is the source of this 1995-nucleotide messenger RNA. Lineage: Eukaryota; Metazoa; Chordata; Appendicularia; Copelata; Oikopleuridae. The record is from the annotation of a GenBank genome assembly.